This is a messenger RNA of Daphnia magna, 1790 nucleotides long. Its product is annotated as glutamate receptor ionotropic, delta-2. Bases 229 to 1365 code for a protein of 378 amino acids. The transcript has 10 exons. The record is from RefSeq and is a predicted model, not a curated record. Lineage: Eukaryota; Metazoa; Arthropoda; Branchiopoda; Diplostraca; Daphniidae. Gene Ontology annotation, molecular function: glutamate-gated receptor activity. Gene Ontology annotation, cellular component: membrane.
GCUAGAGAAAUCAAAGAAUGCGCUCAAACAAAUGAGUAUGAAUGGAAUCAAUCUAGACAUCCAGUCAAUUAUUUCUAUCCUUCAAAGGAUGUCGACUUCCUAGUCGGGAAAAAGUUGCGAUUGACUUUGCUGGAAGAACCACCUUUUGUUAUUUUUGAUCGUCAUCCAAACGGAAGUGUCAUCGGAUACAAAGGAUACUGUUACGAAAUAGUUCGCUUAUUGCAAACCAUGUACAACCUCACUUAUGAAUUCAUACUGCCUAGCGAUCAUGCAUUUGGCAGAGAAAUGCCGGAUGGAAGUUGGAAUGGGAUGAUUGGGAUGGUCGUUGAACAGGCAGUUGAUAUCGGUUUGGGCCCGUUCUCUGUCACGCACUCCCGAUCGAAAGUCGUUGACUUUUCUGUGGGAUUCUACGAAGAUGGCAAUGCUAUACUUAUCCCCCCAGCGGCGGAAGAGAACCGUUUACUCGCUUGCACGAAACCAUUCCGUCGAGAGACUUGGCUUACCCUGAUGUUGUUUGCGAUUAUUCUACCCAUCGUCCUCUGGAAAUAUUCAAAUUUGUUGGCCAUUCGUUAUCAGGAAAGACGUUCCACAUUGACGAAGCAAUACUUAUUUAUUCUUGGAGUCCUCAUUGGCCAGUCUGGGCAGAAAUUGCCCUCUGUAGGAUUUUCUCCACGUUUUCUUGGGGCUGUUUGGUGUUUAAGUUCUGUUGUGUUUGCAAGCGCUUACGUUGGCAUCCUCAUGUCUUUCCUACGUUUUCCCAAACUAUUGCCCAUCGUCAGUCAACUAGAAGAACUUCCAGAAUCUCAUCUCAAAUGGGUGGUACAAAGGGGAACAGCUUUGGAUACCCUCUUCCUCGAAGCUACGACCGGAGUGUACAAGACUAUCGGAGAAGGAUUAAUAAAUCAACAACGUGGAUCUCUCAUUGAUGUUAACGAGGAUGGUGUCCAUCACGUAACAAAUGGAAGCUACGCUUACAUUGCGGGAAAAUCAAAUCUCGAAUCAUUAAUUUAUGAUGAUUAUACUCGUUCGGGCAUUUGCCGAUUGAGUAUUGCACAGCAAGAAUUUUUCAAAAUCAAUGUCGCAUUCGCAUUCCAGAAAAACAGUCCUCUUAAACCGUUCAUCGAUAAAAAAAUUUUAGAGAUGGUAGAAUCCGGUCUUGGUAUUUACUGGAAGAAACUUUAUUGGCCGCCAUCAGACGGUAAAUGUGGAAAAGUUAAACAAUCCGACACCGGACCCAAAAGUCUCAGUCUGAUUGAUUUGCAAGGUGCUUUUAUCAUUUUAGCCAUUGGUAGUGGAAUAGCGUUCAUUGUCUUCUUAAUUGAACGCUUUCCUUCUUUCUCAACCAUUUUUAAAUUGAUAUCUUAAAGACUUAAUUAUCUUUCGAAUAAAUUGGUGUAGACUUAACCUAGAUAAUAAGAAUUGUUCUAGAACCUACCUGAUCCACUUUUAGCGUUACGUAAUAUGAGCUGCAUCCGUAAGGUCCAUUUUUCUGCUAUACAUCUGGCAAAACUAAAUCCGGGAAGCUGUUCAAUUAAAAAGACUCACAUACACGGGGGAGGUGCUAUAACAUAUGGCAAUUAGACUGACAUAUGCACGAGUGUCUCGUCACAAGUACUGCGUAUCACUUGUAAUAACCAAUGAAUAUUUCAGUCAAUAUCGGCUAUAACAGAUUGUAAAAUGGGUAUUGAGGUUAUGUCUACUUGUCACAGGACAAAUUGUCAAUUGAAAAUGGGUAUAUAAAGCUUAGGAUUUUACUUGGGUAAGUAUCAGUCGUCGUUCAGCAUUUACAG